Neohortaea acidophila is the source of this 1581-nucleotide messenger RNA. RefSeq names its product cell division control protein 3/GTP binding protein. Gene Ontology annotation, molecular function: molecular adaptor activity; GTPase activity; GTP binding. Gene Ontology annotation, biological process: cytoskeleton-dependent cytokinesis. Gene Ontology annotation, cellular component: cytosol; cell division site; microtubule cytoskeleton. The transcript is spliced from 3 exons. NCBI's taxonomy places the organism in Eukaryota, Fungi, Ascomycota, Dothideomycetes, Mycosphaerellales, Teratosphaeriaceae. The coding region runs from base 1 to 1581 and encodes 526 amino acids. The record is from RefSeq and is a predicted model, not a curated record.
AUGCUGUCUCGCUCGCAAUCAGCCUCAUCGCGGUGCUGCACCAUCGACAAGGCCGUCGAUGGCCCCCUCUGCCCCCGUCCACCCACCUCCCCUCCACCGCCACGAAGACCGAGCACGUCUGUCACACACGUCACCAUUCUGCCAACUAACGCGCAAUCCCUAGCAUCCACCAACGGAGCUGCCCCUACUCCUCCCCCCAACCGAGCCUCGCCCGUCCCCAAUUCCGCCAGCAUCCCCAAUGGCAAGCCCGCCUCGCCCUUGGUCACGGCCAGCAACACCAUUCCCAAUGGCGGCUCACCGACCCCCCAGACGGUGACCUCGAAAGACCCCAAGGCGGCCGCGCAGGCAGCCAGUGACAUGAGGAAUAUUGUGCGUCGAAAACUCACUGGCUACGUCGGCUUCGCCAACCUGCCCAACCAAUGGCAUCGCAAGAGCGUCCGCAAGGGCUUCAAUUUCAACGUUAUGGUCGUUGGUGAAUCCGGCCUCGGCAAAUCGACCCUCGUCAACACCCUGUUCAACACCUCUCUGUACCCACCCAGGGAGCGCAAGCAGCCGUCGCUUGACUUUGCGCCCAAGACCGUCAGCAUACAGGCCAUCAGCGCGGAUAUUGAGGAGAACGGGGUGCGCCUGCGUCUGACCGUGGUCGACACGCCGGGCUUUGGCGACUUUGUGAACAACGAUGACUCGUGGCGACCCAUCAUCGAGAACAUCGAGCAGCGAUUCGACGCCUACCUGGACGCCGAGAACAAGAUCAACCGGAUGAACAUUGUGGACAACCGAGUGCACGCGUGUGUCUACUUCAUCCAGCCCACCGGCCACUCUCUCAAGCCCCUGGAUGUGGAGGUGAUGCGCCGCCUUCACACCAAAGUCAACCUCAUUCCAGUCAUUGCCAAGGCCGACACCCUGACCGACGAGGAGAUUGCACUAUUCAAGCAGCGUAUCCUCGCAGAUAUCCACCACCACAACAUCCACAUCUUCGAGGGCCCGCGCUACGAGUUGGACGACGAGGAGACGAUUGCCGAGAACAACGAAAUCAUGUCCAAGGUUCCCUUUGCCGUGGUGGGCGCCAACACGGAGGUGCAAACGCCCGAAGGCCGCAAGGUGCGCGGACGCCGCUACCCGUGGGGCACGAUCGAGGUGGACAACGAGGAGCACUGCGACUUUGUCAAGCUGCGACAAAUGCUCAUCCGAACGCACAUGGAGGAGCUGAAGGAGCACACCAACAACUUCCUGUACGAGAACUACCGAUCCGACAAGCUGACGCAGAUGGGCGUCGCGCAGGACCCGAGCGUGUUCAAGGAAGUCAACCCGUCGGUGAAGCAGGAGGAGGAGCGCAGCCUGCACGAGCAGAAGCUGGCGAAGAUGGAGCAGGAGAUGAAGAUGGUCUUCCAGCAAAAGGUGGAGGAGAAGGAGAACAAGCUGAAGCAGAGCGAGGAGGAGCUGUACGCGCGACACGCGGAGAUGAAGAAGCAGCUCGACUCGCAGCGGGCGGAGCUGGAGGAGAAGAAGGUGCGCAUCGAAAGCGGGCGACCGGUGGAAGAGAAGGGGAAGAAGAAGGGCGGGUUUUCGCUUAGGGGUUAG